Messenger RNA from Penicillium maclennaniae, 1809 nucleotides. RefSeq names its product acetoacetyl-synthase. NCBI's taxonomy places the organism in Eukaryota, Fungi, Ascomycota, Eurotiomycetes, Eurotiales, Aspergillaceae. Gene Ontology annotation, molecular function: acetoacetate-CoA ligase activity. The record is from RefSeq and is a predicted model, not a curated record. The coding region runs from base 1 to 1809 and encodes 602 amino acids. Gene Ontology annotation, cellular component: cytosol. The transcript has 10 exons.
AUGACUUCAAAGCAGCCCGUUUGGGUCCCAAGUGACAUUGACUCGACCAACAUUGUCAAAUUUUUGAAGCAUGUCAACAAGAAGCACAGCUUGGAUCUGAAGACAUACGACGACCUAUGGAGAUGGUCAGUGCAUUCAGACAGUCUAGCGGAGUUUUGGAGUGAAGUGUGUGCAUUCCUUCGGAUUUUGCCAGACUCACUGCCUCUAUACCCCCCACCCAGAUUCUUCCCUUCGGCCACCUUCAACCUUGCCCAAUUCAUCCUCGCUAAUCACGACCACGGGCAAACCGCGAUUCAUUUCGUCAGGGAAGGGGUGCCAGGUGUUGAAGAGAUUAAGUGGGGAGCCCUGGAGGAACGCACAAGGGAAGCGUACGAUGCCUUAGUUGGCUACGGGAUCAAAGCAGGUGACAAAGUGGCGGUUGUCAUGUCCAACUCUGUCAACGCAAUCGUCCUCUGUCUCGCUGUACUUGCAAUCGGAGCUGUUUGGUCAUCAGCAUCGCCAGAUAUAGGGUCUAAGGCAAUAAUUGACCGCUAUGGGCAGAUCGAACCUAAAGUCAUAUUCGCCGAUGACGCAUAUAUGUACGCCGGCAAAAGAAUCCUCCUUGAAGACCGGAUUGCGACCAUCUCACAGACGCUAUGCAACAACGACAAGCAGCUAAGGAAUGUGGUGGUCGUACCUUACUGUGGAACUGGAACGCCUAAAUGCAUCGUACAUUCUGCCGGUGGUGUGGCACUCAAGGUCAGCACCGAUACACGGCUACAGCAUGAUAUGAGGCCAGGAGAUGUGUUCUUCCAAUAUACCACAACGGCGUGGGUGAUGUGGAUCCUUAACUUCGUCAAUCUUUCUUCUGGGGCAACAAUGUUCCUCUACGAUGGCUCACCAUUCUACCCUGAACCAGCCGUCUUGCUGGACCUUGCAGCUAGGCUAAGGGUCACCGUCUUUGGUACUUCACCCCGAUAUCUCUCCGAACUACGGUCGAGGAACAUUGUACCGCGCAAGCAAUACAGCCUUGAGAAGCUGCGAAUAGUAACGUCUACUGGCUCUGUUCUCUCAGAGGAUUUGUACAAGUGGUUCUAUCGCUAUGCCUUUCCCCAGAAGACGCAGCUCAUAUCUAUGAGCGGUGGUACAGACAUCGCUGGAAGCUUUGUCGGGGAUGCCCGAUUCUUCCUGUGUAUCCUGACCGAGCCUGUAUCCAUUGAGCUCUCCGAAGAAGCUGGGGAGCUCGUUUGCACACAGCCAUUCCCGAGCCAGCCGCUUGCUUUCUAUGGCCCCGGUGGAGACGAAAAAUACCGGGCAUCAUAUUUUUCGCGGUUUGGAGAUCAUGUAUGGUCUCAGGGGGACUUCAUAAGGCUUCUCCCAGAUACAAAGGGCCUCUUGAUCAUCGGACGAUCAGAUGGUGUCCUAAAUCCAUCCGGUGUGAGAUUUGGUUCCGCGGAAAUAUAUCAAGUUGUCGAAACUAUACCCGAAAUUUUAGACUCCAUAUGCGUCGGACAGAGGCGCUCCUUCGAUGGCGAUGAGAGAGUGCUGCUAUUUGUAAUGAUGAAGGUGCCGCAUACACUGGAUGCACGACUUGUUGCUUCAAUCAAGGCUGCCAUUAAGGACAGGUACUCUCCUCGCCAUGUUCCCGCACGAAUUUUCCAAGUUCAAGAGAUUCCAUACACGGUCAACGGGAAGAAGUGCGAGAUAAAUGUCAAACAGAUUGUGAGUGGCAUGAACACCAAGGUCAGUGGAACUGUUGCAAACCCGGAGAGCUUGAAGUUAUACGAACAAUACUUUCAUCUGCCAAAUGCAGGAGCAGCUAAACUAUGA